CAGAGCAGAGCAGAGCAGAGCAGAGCAGAGCUGAGCUGAGCUGAGCAUUACAUUACACUGCAUUACAUUGCAAGCCGGGGAGGAGGAGCGAGCAGAUCGGGGCUUCGAAUAAUUCGAGGAGACAGGAGAAAAAGACGCCCAGGUGGAUUUGGAGGGUGCAGCUACAGAUUAGGCACCUCUGGACUUUUUUUUUUUUUUCUUCCUCCCCUCUUCGGUAGCACGGAGUUGACUGGAUCUCAUUCAGUGGGGAGUAACCUAACUACCUGGACAGCUUCAUUCAGGGAGAUUCAUUGACUUCCAGAGCCGAGCCGGCUGCAGCCUGGUGCAGAGACCUGCCGACUGGGGCUUCUCUCUGUCUCCCCCCCACACACACACACAACCUCCCACCCCCCCCCCCCCCAGCCGCUCGCCUGGUUUGGGGAAGGGCGAGGUGGUGGAAUCCAACCCAGCUCGGCGCGCUCAGCCUAUGCCUUCCCCUCGGGGCGCCUGGUAGGUAGGUACCGCGCCUUCUUGCAGCAGCUCGACCUCCCCCCAAUGAUAGAUACGCUCAGACCCGCGCCCUUCGCGUCGGAGAUGGCGAUCAGCAAGACCGUGGCGUGGCUCAACGAGCAGCUGGAGCUGGGGAACGAGAGGCUGUUGCUGAUGGACUGCCGGCCGCAGGAACUGUACGAGUCGUCGCACAUCGAGUCGGCCAUCAACGUGGCCAUCCCGGGCAUCAUGCUGCGGCGGCUGCAGAAGGGCAACCUGCCGGUGCGCGCGCUCUUCACGCGCGGCGAGGACCGCGACCGCUUCACCCGGCGCUGCGGCACCGACACGGUGGUGCUGUACGACGAGAGCAGCAGCGACUGGAACGAGAACACCGGCGGCGAGUCGGUGCUCGGGCUGCUGCUUAAGAAGCUCAAGGACGAGGGCUGCCGGGCCUUCUACCUGGAAGGUGGCUUCAGUAAGUUUCAAGCCGAGUUUGCCCUCCACUGUGAGACCAACUUAGACGGUUCCUGUAGCAGCAGCUCACCACCACUGCCGGUGCUGGGGCUCGGGGGGCUGCGGAUCAGCUCUGACUCCUCUUCAGAUAUUGAGUCUGACCUUGACCGAGACCCCAACAGUGCCACAGACUCGGAUGGCAGCCCACUGUCCAACAGCCAGCCUUCAUUUCCUGUGGAGAUCUUGCCCUUCCUCUACUUGGGUUGUGCCAAAGACUCCACCAACCUGGACGUUUUGGAAGAGUUUGGCAUCAAAUACAUUCUGAACGUUACCCCUAACCUGCCAAAUCUCUUCGAGAAUGCAGGAGAAUUUAAAUACAAGCAGAUCCCCAUCUCGGAUCACUGGAGCCAAAACCUGUCCCAGUUUUUCCCUGAGGCCAUUUCUUUCAUAGAGGAAGCCCGAGGCAAAAACUGCGGUGUCCUGGUGCACUGCUUGGCUGGCAUCAGUCGCUCGGUCACCGUGACCGUGGCUUAUCUCAUGCAGAAGCUCAACCUAUCGAUGAAUGACGCCUACGACAUCGUCAAGAUGAAGAAAUCCAACAUCUCCCCCAAUUUCAACUUCAUGGGCCAACUGCUGGACUUCGAGCGGACACUGGGACUGAGCAGCCCCUGUGACAACCGUGUCCCGACUCAGCAGCUGUAUUUCACCACCCCCCCCAACCAGAACGUCUAUCAGGUGGACUCCCGGCAAUCCACGUGAAGGGUCCCCCUGGUCCUCCUGACUCUGGGAGGUGUCCGUAUUCCUUUAGCAGUUUCUCUUGGCAGCAUCAGAGGGGGCUGCCUUUUUUGUAUGUGGCACCUCCAUCCCUCCUGGUGUCAGGGACACCAGCUGUCUGUAUUAGACAAGGUUACCAAGUGUGGAAAUAGGUUAUUACAAAGGGAGAGAUUUGCUCCAUUCCCAUUGGAAGGACAGGGCAUGCUUUCUAGACACGAGCAGUAGGUUUGCUCCUCUGCGCGCAUGUGUACAGCCUUACCCAUGCAGGGACUGGAACCCCGAGCACUUCCAUGCUAACUAGGGGAGGGCCAAAUGAUAGGGUAAGAGCAUGUGUUCUUUUGGGCCUUGUCUGACUGUUUUCCUUGUUGCAUCUGGAACUGACUACAUAAUUUGUCUUCAGUGAAGACCGAUUUCACUUUUGCAUUGAGGAGCCAAAGAGAGGUUUCAGCUCUGUAUUUGUUACUGGUUUGCAAAAAAGAAAAAAAAAGUAAUAAUAAUACACAAGCUAUAUCUGAUAUACCACGUAAUGAUUGUAAAUAUGUGAUCUUCAGUCCCUUGUUAGUGUUUGUUUGAAUUUACUUUUUUCUUUGAUGGGUUUAGAAGAAAUCAUCCAAAGGGGGAGACAGCAGGAUGCCACUUCUGCAAAAAGAAGGAAAAAAAAAAGACACUAUUGCUCUUUUCUAAUCCAAAAGAUAUAUUUACAGCAUGCUUGAUUUUAUUAUGAAUGACAUUUUCUUUGACAUGUAUUUGCUGAGAAAUUGUUAUGGUGGUCUUUAUUCUCCAUAUAUCUUCCCUGUGGUCUUUGUUUUAAUGUAGUUUGACUUUGCCUUACCUUUGUAAAUAUUUUGGCUCCUGUUAUCUGAGAGAAGAAGGGGAGAUAACUUGGAAAGACACCAAAAUCAUGGGCUCAAUUUUUUUUUUUAACUUCAGCUGUGCUAAACAGUCUAUUACCUCUGUACAAAAUUCUUCAGGGAGUGUCACCUCAAAUGCAAUAUUUUGGGUUGGUUUCUUUCCUUUUUUGAAAAGUGAUUUGUAUAAAACUGGAAGUGUGCCUGUGAGCGUGGGUACCCAUUUGAUUGGUGUAGUGGGUAUGAUUGUGAAGGAGGGAGAAUUCCGUUGCUCCAUUGAUGUUCCUGGUGUAAAGUGUUGAGCUGAAAUUUAUUCUAAGAAUGUAAAACCUUAAAUUAUUAAUAAAUGACUAUUUUGGCUA
Molecule: messenger RNA, 2905 nt
Organism: Erinaceus europaeus (western European hedgehog)
Lineage: Eukaryota; Metazoa; Chordata; Mammalia; Eulipotyphla; Erinaceidae
Gene: DUSP6
Product: dual specificity phosphatase 6
Exons: 3
Coding region: 535-1680 (381 amino acids)
Biological process (GO): positive regulation of apoptotic process; protein dephosphorylation; negative regulation of ERK1 and ERK2 cascade
Cellular component (GO): cytosol; cytoplasm
Molecular function (GO): protein tyrosine/threonine phosphatase activity; MAP kinase tyrosine/serine/threonine phosphatase activity
Source: RefSeq, a predicted model, not a curated record